Molecule: messenger RNA, 501 nt
Organism: Didymodactylos carnosus
Lineage: Eukaryota; Metazoa; Rotifera; Eurotatoria; Philodinida; Philodinidae
Source: the annotation of a GenBank genome assembly
AUGGCACCUGGCCUUCGUGCUGUCUGGGACGCAGCCGAUAUGGAUCGCCAUUGUAAUUAUACAAUGCAAGCUUGUCAUUUUUUCAAUAUGUUAGCACCGGAUUUUCAUGAAGGCGAUGUUUGUGAGAUACAUCAUAUUGAAUAUUUAAGUGGUAGGGAAGAAUUCAGGAUAUUAAGAAAUCUCAUGCUGUUGAACAUUGUAUCUUAUUCGAUUUAUAGUGAACCCUUAUUAGAAAUUGAUCAUAAAAAAGGUAAACUAUAUUAUGCAGUUAAAAUUCUAACUAUGUUAGUAUUUAUUGUGUCGUCUGUGGCCGUACCGAUCAUUUUCGUUGAUCCAUUUAAGUACCCUACUUCUUUCAAAACAGUUUUUAAUAUUAUUGAAGCUGUCAUUGUUGGUAUCAGCAUAGGUUUUCUCAUUUAUAAUCUUUGGCUAAAGCGGAUAAACGAUCAGCAGGAAGAAGAACCAAUGAAAACAGAACUUCAUAUUUUUCCACGCCAUUGA